Messenger RNA from Penicillium arizonense, 2862 nucleotides. RefSeq names its product MCM DNA helicase complex subunit MCM6. Gene Ontology annotation, biological process: mitotic DNA replication; DNA replication initiation; double-strand break repair via break-induced replication. The coding region runs from base 1 to 2862 and encodes 953 amino acids. Lineage: Eukaryota; Fungi; Ascomycota; Eurotiomycetes; Eurotiales; Aspergillaceae. The transcript is spliced from 2 exons. Gene Ontology annotation, molecular function: single-stranded 3'-5' DNA helicase activity; single-stranded DNA binding; ATP binding. The record is from RefSeq and is a predicted model, not a curated record. Gene Ontology annotation, cellular component: nucleus; MCM complex.
AUGUCUUCGCUAUUUGAUGCUGUGAUUCAGUCCGAGUUGGGCUCUGGCCCUGCUCGUGAGAACUUCCAAUCCGAUAACCUCCCUAGCUCUCGGCGCUCGGAGAGCAAUGGUCCAAUGAGUGAUAUGAAUGCUUUUCCUGAUGACCGAGUCGUAGGAGCUGGUAACUCAGCAGUCAGCCGUCUUCGAAACCCAUAUGCCCCUGGCCCCCCACCCGUAAUCGAUGAGGCAGGAGAGAAGGUUCAGCAGAACUUCGAGGAGCUGCUGGAGACAUUCGUGGAUGAGCCGCCAUCAUCAGCGCCACCAUCAUCGGGACAGGUUCUCAGCAAGAACUAUUACAUUGCGCAGAUCAAGGGCAUGAAAAAAUUCGAGCUAUCAACUCUCUAUGUUGAUUUCACCCACCUCACAUCCUGGGAGAAUCCUAUUCUUGCAGAUGCCAUCGCCACACAAUACUACCGAUUCCAACCUUUCCUCACGAAGGCGCUCCACAACCUCAUCGCCAAGUACGAACCAGAAUAUUUUGUCUCCCACCGAUUGACCGCUAGCGCCUCUUCGCAAGCCAGUACUUCCGUUGCCUCCGCGUACGCGGGCGUUUCUGACAACCCCGACCUCGAGCGUCAAAUCCGCGAGAAGACCCGUCACCAGCAGACCGACAAACUGUUUGCCCUUGCAUUUUACAACCUACCUUUGGUUUCCAGAUUGCGACAGCUUCGGACAAACCAGAUUGGUAAAUUGUUGUCUGUCUCGGGAACAGUCACACGGACCUCCGAAAUCAGGCCGGAAUUGUCGCUCGGAACAUUUAUUUGUGAAGGCUGCAAGACUGUCGUCCCGAAUGUGGAGCAGACCUUCAAGUACACAGAGCCAACAGAGUGCCCCAACAGCACCUGUGGUAACCGAGUAGGAUGGCGUCUCGACAUUGGAAAGAGUACAUUCGUCGAUUGGCAAAAGGUCAAGCUCCAGGAAUCAUCGCACGAGAUCCCCACUGGUAGUAUGCCACGGACAAUGGAUGUGAUCUUGCGUGGUGAGAUGGUUGACCGUGCCAAGGCUGGUGAACGCUGCAUCUUCACCGGUACCUUGAUUGUCGUCCCCGAUGUCAGCCAACUUGGUCUUCCCGGUGUUCGCCCUGAAGCAGUCCGUGACAACGGUUCCUUCCGAGGCAACGAGGUUGGCGGUGGCGGAGUCUCUGGAUUAAAGUCCCUGGGAGUCCGUGAUUUGACCUACCGACUGGCCUUCCUUUCUUGCAUGGUCACGCCAGACACAACCACCCCCGGCCAGAAGCCAGAACAGCAAUUGAGUGGCCAGUCAAACAACAUUUUGGCUUCCUUGAAUCAGAACCAGGAGGCUGAUACCGGGGAUGAAUCAGCCCAAGAAGCUUUCCUGCAAAGUCUCACACCUGCUGAGGUGCAGGACCUCAAACAGCUCGUGCACUCAGAAUACAUUUACUCCCGAUUGGUGGACUCGAUUGCACCGAUGAUUUGGGGUCAUCGCCAGAUUAAAAAGGGUCUUCUUUUGCAGUUGAUUGGUGGUGUUGCCAAAUCGACAGAGGCUGAGAGCCUGCAACUUCGUGGUGAUAUCAACAUUUGUAUUGUUGGCGAUCCAUCCACCAGUAAGAGUCAGUUCUUGAAGUAUAUCUGCUCUUUGCACCCCCGCGCAGUCUACACCAGUGGUAAAGCCUCUUCCGCUGCUGGUUUGACUGCUUCCGUCGUGAAGGAUCCCGAGACAGGAGAAUUUACAAUCGAAGCUGGUGCCCUGAUGCUUGCAAACGGUGGUGGUAUUUGUGCCAUUGACGAGUUUGACAAGAUGGACAUCCACGACCAAGUCGCCAUUCACGAAGCCAUGGAACAGCAGACCAUCUCUAUUGCCAAGGCUGGUAUCCACACUACUCUGAAUGCUCGUGCAUCUAUUCUUGCCGCCGCCAACCCCGUUGGUGGCCGCUACGACCCUAAGACCACCCUUCGCAACAACUUGAACUUCAGUGCACCAAUUAUGAGUCGUUUCGAUGUAUUCUUUGUCAUCCGUGAUGACCCCAAGGAGUCCGUUGACCGCAAUCUGGCCGAGCACAUUGUCAACGUUCACAUGAACCGAGAUGAGGCCGUGGAGCCGGAGUUGAGCACUGAACAACUGCAACGCUACAUCCGUUUCGCACGUACAUUCCGCCCUGUUUUCACUGAUGAGGCAAAGACUCUGCUAGUCGAGAAAUAUAAGGAGCUGCGCACCAACGAUUCCCAAGGUGGCAUCGGCCGCUCUUCUUACCGUAUCACUGUCCGUCAGCUUGAGUCUCUGAUUCGUCUUUCAGAGGCUGUUGCCAAAGCCAACUGCGUUGAGGAAAUUGUUCCCAAGUUCGUCAUCGAAGCCUAUGAUCUCCUCCGACAGAGUAUCGUGACUGUCGAGAAGGACGAUGUUGAAAUGGACGAGGAAGUAUCUGGUGGCACAAACAACGCCGAUGAGGACCAGGAGAUGGGAGAUGGCGAUAACGAAGGCGAUAGCCCUAUGCGCGACGUUGAAGCUCCCCAAGUCUCCGCCCAGGCCGAGCGCCAAAAGACCAAGAUCACCUACGACAAGUAUGCCAAGAUCCUAAACAAGAUCGUGAGACGUGUGCACGAAGACGAGGUGAACUCCGGCGAGGGUGUUGAGCAAGAAGACCUUGUGCUUUGGUAUUUGGAGCAAAUCGAAGGUGAAUUGAAUACGGCAGAAGACUUGGAGCGCGAGCGUGAGUUGGCUGUCAAGGUCAUGAAGCGCAUGGUCAAGGACAAACUGCUGCUGCGUAUCUCUGGAUCUGGCCUCACUGACGAUUCUGUGCCCCAGCAAGAUGACGGCAAGGUUCUUUAUGUCAUGCAUCCUGACUGUGUCUUUGAGGAAAUGUGA